AUGCCACACAAAUAUCGUUCACAUGUACACAAACUUAAAAGACUUCAUCAUAAUGAUAAUCAACUAAUGACAAUCACAAAUGUUCCUUGUAAUCUUCUUGAUGAAAAUUUUUUGAAUAAAUCAAUAAAAUAUAUUAAAUCUUUUGAUUAUUCAAUAUCACAAUUAAUUGCUGAUCAUUCAACUGAUCCAUUACAAAAUACAAGUCGACAGUAUAUUAAUGGACUAUCAACUAUUUUAAAUGAAGGUCGUUUUGUUAAUCAUGAAAUGAUUAUACGUCGAAAUGGUGAAACAACAUAUCUUCGACCGAAACAAGAUUUAGUCCUUGCAAAUGGAUUUACACCAGUUAUACGACCUUCUUCUAUAUUACCAUCAUAUCAGUCCAUAAUGUCUCAUUCUCAAGUAUCAUCAUCAUCAUCUUUAUCAAUUAUGAAUAAAAUGUCAAUAAUGAAACAACCUGAACAAACAACAAUAAUUAAAACCAAACGAAAGAAUCGACAUAGAAGAAAACGUUGUAAUGAACAAUUUAUUGAUCAUCAUGUUCAAUAUAAAACUUCACAAGAAUCAUCUCUUGUACAUUUUUUUAAACAAACAUUACAUGAAAUCAUUGAAGAGAAGAAUUAUCUUCCACCACCACUUAUGUCAAUUCUUCCUCAAUUUCAUAGUCCAUCUUCUAAUUAUCAUAAUCAAUCAUGUACAUUACCAGUAGAAGACAAUUAUGUUAAUUCAAAUUUUAAUAAUCAAUAUUUCAAACGUCCAUUAAAUACAAUGUCAGAUAAUAGAUAUCAAGAAUCUUCUUAUGAUAUUCCUUUUGAACCAUAUCAUAAAUUAUCUUAUAAUUUUCCACAACAUGAACAUAUUUGUAAAAAGUCAUUAAUGCCACUUCAUAGAAAUUGUACAUAUACUCCUGGUUAUUUUUUUGAUUAA
This is a messenger RNA of Adineta steineri, 924 nucleotides long. Lineage: Eukaryota; Metazoa; Rotifera; Eurotatoria; Adinetida; Adinetidae. The record is from the annotation of a GenBank genome assembly.